UAGUCCUAGUUGCACAUAUAUUUCAUGAUGAAUCAGAAUUGCUUUAAUUCUUGUUCACCUCUAACUGUUGAUGCACUUGAACCAAAAAAAUCCUCUUGUGCUGCUAAAUGCAUACAAGUAAAUGGUCCUCUUAUUGUUGGAGCUGGCCCUUCAGGCCUGGCUACUGCUGCCGUCCUUAAGCAAUACAGUGUUCCGUAUGUAAUCAUUGAACGCGCGGACUGCAUUGCUUCUCUGUGGCAACACAAGACCUACGAUCGGCUUAGGCUUAACGUGCCACGACAAUACUGCGAAUUGCCUGGCUUGCCAUUUCCACCAGACUUUCCAGAGUAUCCAACCAAAAACCAAUUCAUCAGCUACCUCGUAUCUUAUGCAAAGCAUUUCGAGAUCAAACCACAACUCAACGAGUCAGUAAACUUAGCUGGAUAUGAUGAGACAUGUGGUUUAUGGAAGGUGAAAACAGUUUCUGAAAUCAAUGGUUCAACCUCUGAAUACAUGUGUAAGUGGCUUAUUGUGGCCACAGGAGAGAAUGCUGAGAUGAUAGUGCCCGAAUUCGAAGGAUUGCAAGAUUUUGGUGGCCAGGUUAUUCAUGCUUGUGAGUACAAGACUGGGGAAUACUAUACUGGAGAAAAUGUGCUGGCGGUUGGCUGUGGCAAUUCCGGGAUCGAUAUCUCACUUGAUCUUUCCCAACAUAAUGCAAAUCCAUUCAUGGUAGUUCGAAGCUCGGUAAGUUUAUAUUCAAUAAGUAUUAUUUUUCAAGUAACACUAGAAAGUGAUCUUGUAUCUUUCAUUUGCUCGCAUGAAUAUAUUAUAUUCACACAUGAAUGAUAUCAUCUAGUUUUGUUAAUCUUUCAGGUACAGGGUCGUAAUUUCCCUGAGGAAAUAAACAUAGUUCCAGCAAUCAAGAAAUUUACUCAAGGAAAAGUAGAAUUUGUUAAUGGACAAAUUCUAGAGAUCGACUCUGUUAUCUUGGCAACUGGUUAUACCAGCAAUGUAACUUCUUGGUUAAUGGAGAGUGAAUUUUUUUCAAGGGAGGGAUGUCCAAAAAGCCCAUUCCCAAAUGGUUGGAAGGGGGAGGAUGGUCUCUAUGCAGUUGGAUUUACAGGAAUAGGACUGUUUGGUGCUUCUAUAGAUGCCACUAAUGUUGCACAAGAUAUUGCCAAAAUUUGGAAAGAACAAAUGUAGCACAAGAAUCAUAAUCAAUCUGUUGGAUGCAUGCCAUGGAGAAGAAGCAAGUUACUUUUCUCAUGUCAAGAAAAUAAGAUUUUUUUUUUUCUUCCUGUAAUAUUACUGGGAUUGGAUAUUCUCCCAGUUGCCUUUUGUUUGAUUUGUGUCAUGUGUGAAAAUAAUAAUUUAAUGGUUUGUAAGUUAUUCUUCUAUUUGAUGUUUUAAGUCACUUGUUUUAUAU
Molecule: messenger RNA, 1405 nt
Organism: Capsicum annuum
Lineage: Eukaryota; Viridiplantae; Streptophyta; Magnoliopsida; Solanales; Solanaceae
Product: probable indole-3-pyruvate monooxygenase YUCCA5
Molecular function (GO): flavin adenine dinucleotide binding; monooxygenase activity
Source: RefSeq, a predicted model, not a curated record